GCAUGUUAGAAUCAAAGUAAUCCCUUUUGGAGAUCAGAACUGAUGGAAAUAAAGUGGAAGAGAAGCUUUGAUUCAGUUCAGCUCAGGGGAGAUGAUGCUAUUUUGGUGAUCUCAGAGGGAGAUCUGAAGGGUGUUGAGAUUUUCACAUGUCAAAUUGUAGCAAACAAGGAAUAUUAAUACAGACACUACACGUCCCAUAAAAUAGAAAUGUCAUGAUUUGGUGAAGUAAUACAACUUGAUGGGUGUCUAUUGGGGAUAGAAUUGACAUCUGGGUCUAAAUAAAAAUGCUGCAUUUAUCUGAGGAUGGAAAUGAUAGGAAAAGACAUUUUGUUAUUCAUUGCAUAUUAGGUUAUAAUGUUGAAUGCUAUUUUUAAACUAUAUGUUAUCAACACGUUGCCUCUGGGACACUUUGAAUCUGCCAUUGCCAAUGUAUUUCCCCAUUAUUGCCUCGCAUAAACACAUUUUGUACAUAUAAAGAGACAAUGUGAUGAAAAUCAAAAGAAAUGUUGGAUUUUAAGUAUUAAGGCAAAUGACGAAACCUAUACAGGAAACCUAACAAAUAUUUAUUACAGGAUAUGGGGAUUGCCUCCGUCUGUUAUUACAACACUCUAAAUUCUGCUGGGUUAUUUUUAACCCAAUGCUGGGUAAGUAUUGGACAGAACAUAUGUUUGGUAAAUAAAUAAACCUGGAUUGUUUCAAUGCAAUGCUGGGUUGUUUAACUAGAUGUGAUCUAGUGGAUGGGAACAAGCAGAACACCAUUAAAUCCUCCUGGAAUAACAUUUAUAUUUUUUGUUUCAAUAGUGGAAAGCUGAUGAUUCAUAAUGCUACUAGUUAUGGAAAGCAUUACAAUUUGUAAAUUUGUUUUCAUCUGGGAAGCUUUUUAAUAGACAAUCAGUGAUGUGUAACGGUAAGCUAAGCGCACCAUGCAGUUGUAUAGCUCAGUAAACACGUCCCACACGCGUCAUGCAGUAAGAUGUCGCCAUAACCAGCAGCAUGUCUGGUAUAUUUGGUGGACAUCAUUCACAGGCUCUGGAAUAACACUCGAAGCCAGCAUUUAAUGUCAGAUCAAUGACUGAAACUACCAUUGCUUUAUACAGACAAGAAAGCACAGAAACCCGUGUGCGCAGUCUAUGCGCGUGGCGCGGAAAGCAAGUGUCCCUUCGUCCGAUCGUGUGCUGAGUCAGGAGACACCAACUCGUUUUUUCCUCCAUAUUCUCUUCACUUUCCUCUAUAUCCUUAUCUUACUGACCCAUGAGCUUUGACGUUGCGCUCAACUGACGUCUGUUUUCAGGGAUCAGACCGUGCCAUGCGUCCCGAGAAGCGGAUCUCCGUUUUGUCGUGGAGUCUAAAGUUGUUUCCAUUGUAGCGCAGGAUCCAGUUGAUCAUUUCUGGCGUGAUCUCUCUGUGUUUACGGUCGCGCUCUUCACCGGACCAUUGCACACCCGACGCGCGCGUUUCAUGAAUGAACGAGGCUGUUUUUCGGUGAGGGAUUAAACCGUGUCCGACCUUCAUUGCGGAAAAUCCUUGUCGGGGACUGAUGUGAAAGACCGCCGCUAAAGAACGUGCUCCUCGUGCCUUGAUCCUGUUGUGAUCAUGUCUAUACACAUAGUGGCCCUGGGUAGCGAGUGCCCUGGGGGCGUUGGGCCUGGGGAGGAGACCGCCGGCCCUGGGCAGAUCCAAGGUGGGCUGCUGUGGAGUUACCUUGGCCAUGGAGCUCGGGAAUUGGAUCCAAACUCUUUGACGCCAUCGAGGCAUCCUCUAAACCCUGCGUUUAUGGAGUACCAGUCUAGAGUGUUCGGGGAUGUUCGAGUUAUGGUGCGAGACUGCACGAGCUGGGACCUUUUGGACAGCGACUGGGCGAGUGUGCGAAGUGUUCUGGAGCAGGCCGACAUCGUGGUCAUUAAGUACUCUGUGAAUGAUAAACUGGCCUUUCAGCAGCUCCGAAAUGGCUAUGCCCCCAGGCUCCGCCCACUUUUUCGCCAUUGGGGCGUGCCUGUGAUUCUGGUAGCUGUGGGGGCGAGGCUAAACGAUGAAGGUCCGCCGUGCACGUGUCCUCUCUGUGCAUCAGACUGGAGCAGCUGUGUACCUCACAGUGAAGGUCUUCAGCUCUCCAGGGACCUAGGAGCCACUUACCUGGAGCUGCCCUCCCUAAAUAAUUUCUUUGUUGGGCGAUACUUUGGUAGUGUGUUGGAAUACUUCAUGAUUCAAUGUCUGAAGCAAAAAGCUAAAGAACGUCCGGACAAACGCCGGGGUCAAAGAUUUACCGAGCCCCGUCCCCCUCAUUUGGACCAGCCAGCACGUCUUCCACCGGUGAGAGUUGAGGAGUCCAGCUUUUCUCAGGACCUGCAGUGGCUGCUGGAGCGCGGCGUUCAGUUUGCCGAUGUGGCGUUCUAUGGUGGGGAAGCUGGGAAAGAGCUGGGCUGGGCACACGCGUCCGUGCUGUGUGCCGUCAGUCCUUACUUCAAACAGUUGCUGGUGGGACGACAAGCCUGGGAAAGACCAGUGUCACGUUGCACCUGUAGGGAAAGAGACGGCCCUCACUCGCUCUUGUCCACGUGGGAUGGAGGUAUAGAUGAUCUACCCAGAGCGGAUGGCCAUCCUACCGGACACCUAUCCCGACUUGUUGUGAAGGACCCGCUGUUGUGUUUAUGCCUGUGGGAGACAUUAAUGUUUCUUUACAGAGGGGCCUGGGAAUGGGAAUACCUGGAGGAAGCCAUUGCUGAAAAAUUAAAGAACCCUUUGGCGGUGGCCCAACUGAUGGAACGAAUACGCUCAUUCGUUGGGAGAGAAAAGGCCCCCAGGGACACACCCACAGCCCGCUCUCAACCGGGUCCUGUAACACUGGGCAACCUCUUUAAUUCCCCUCUGUACUCUGAUGUUAUCUUCAUGGUGCAAGGCAAUGUACUGCCAGCACACAGAGCCGUGCUUGUGGCCCGGUGUGAUGUCAUGGCUGCCAUGUUCAGCGGGAAGUACGCGGAGGCACGGAGUCGUGUGGUGCCCAUCCAUGGAGUCUCGUCAGACACCUUCCUAGCGUUCCUGGAGUACCUUUACACUGACACAUGCUGUCCAGCCAGUGUGUUGCAAGCCAUGGCCGUGCUCGUCUGCGCAGAGAUGUAUCAGGUGAAGCGUCUGCAGCACCUGUGUGAGGUGUGCGUCUGCGCGUAUCUUCAGAGCAUGCCCAGUCGAGAGCUGGCAUCAACAGGUAUCAGUGUGAUACGCUUACUGAAAAAAGCAAAGUGUCACAAUGCCGAUCAACUAUACGUCUGGCUCCUCCAUUUCAUUGCCAAUAACUACCUGAUCUUCAGCCACAAGCCAGACUUUCUUGAAUUAUCAGGUGAGCCGCCCGCUGAAAAUCUGGGAAAGUUGUUCAUGUGCAUUAAAAUGCAUGCACGCAUAAUCAUCUCUGACUCUACAAAAACCUGUUACCAGCACCCUGCAUCGCUCCUAACAGCUGGUGCUGUAAACAAGCCCAUGCAAAUCACUGCCUAGUUCAUUUAGUGCCCUACUGUGAAACACUAAGUGCAAAUGUUAGGUCAGUUUCGAAAGGAAUGCUACAUUUUCAGGUUACACUUUUUUUAUAGUCCACUUUAGACAUUCUACUUUGCAACUACAUGUCAACUAACUCUCAUAAGGGGGUGUGUACACAAAGGUAUUUUUUGACAGCGGCCGGCGUAUAUUUGCAUAUUUCAAAAACCUGAAAGAUCGCCCAGAGUUAAAUCAAUUUCAACUUUGACGCUCAGCUCGUCAAUGUCACUUCUUAAGUAGCCGUCCAAUCAUAGUGAAGGGGUGGGACAAAUAUCACAACAACCAACCAUUGUUUACCUAUGACUGAUAAACGAAGCAGAAGUAUCAUAGCAACCAAGCGCUUAGCUAAAAAAAAAUUGCUGGCAAAUUUCCCAGUCGGCGUCCACUUGGCG
Messenger RNA from Paramisgurnus dabryanus, 3917 nucleotides. It is a transcript of the gene rhobtb3, whose product is annotated as Rho related BTB domain containing 3. The record is from RefSeq and is a predicted model, not a curated record. Lineage: Eukaryota; Metazoa; Chordata; Actinopteri; Cypriniformes; Cobitidae. Gene Ontology annotation, molecular function: protein binding.